Penicillium manginii is the source of this 2382-nucleotide messenger RNA. RefSeq lists its product as uncharacterized. Bases 1 to 2382 code for a protein of 793 amino acids. Lineage: Eukaryota; Fungi; Ascomycota; Eurotiomycetes; Eurotiales; Aspergillaceae. The record is from RefSeq and is a predicted model, not a curated record. The transcript is spliced from 2 exons.
AUGUCCACAGUGUCCGCUUCCCUCGUUGCGGGCGACGGGCAGCGUAAGCGCCCACGUAUAGAUCUCACCACAGAGGAGGAUAUCGACGACGGUAGGGUUCCGUCUCUUGUUUUGCCAGUCCUCCCCCGCUUCCCCGGUCUCGACCGUGCUGCCAUUAUAGCCGUUUUUGAACACACCUUCCGCCCAAAGAAGGACCUCAUAAAACUUCGCAGCCCCGAAUUCAAAGCCUCGGCACCGGAUGGCGAGUCCUUCGACUUGAAGUCCACAUCGUCUGGCCUGCAAUUCCGCAAGGUGGUUUCAAUCAAGGACUGGGGCAAUGACGCAUCCCUGUGGGCCCACUGCUUUAGCAAUUAUAUCGCCAUCUGGUGUGAUUUCUUCGCUGCCAAGCACUCACUAUGCAUCAGUGGAAUGGUCCUUUUCCACCGCCGUAUUUGUGACCUUGCCAGGGCAUAUAAGUGGCAGGAGUGUAUUCUGCAAAUGGCCUUAGACCACCAUCAGAUGGUCGUCGAUAAAGGCGACCUUGCCGUUUCUCUUGGCGACUGGGAAAUUGGGAAAGCUCUCGAAAGCUCCUACCUACGCCCGGAUAACGUGCUCCCAGCAAAGACAGCGCCGACUACCCCAACCACACGGUCAACGCGCUCAACCGCCGCCUCAAACAACGAUUCUGUCAUCUGUGAAAAGUUCAACUCUUUUGCUGGCUGUCACUGGCGAACAUGUCACCGUAGGCACUUUGAGAUCUUUGACUCUUCUCUCCCGCCCCUGCGUGAUUCUGCUUCCCCUUUUAUCAGUUCAGUGUGGGAAACUCUCCUUGAACGAUAUCCUGGCGAUCUAGGGACUAUUUGCAGCGGUAUUCUCACAUUCGGCUGCCGCCUUGGUUGUACGGGCCAGCCGACAGACCGCCGAACAUCUAAUCACCAUAUUGAGGAACCCUCUAUUAUCACCCAAAAGCUCUCCGAUGACCUGUCAAAUCGUCGAGUGCAAGUUUGCACUGGUCCCGCUGUUGUGUCUCCACUAGGGCUCGUACCUAAACAAGACGGAAGCUGGCGCCGUAUCCAUGACCUUUCCUACCCGCCAGGGUGCAGUGUCAACGAGUCUAUCCCGGCUAUCGCCUCUGCCAUACAAUACAUCUCCAUAGAUCACAUUUUCGAACUCACCCGCACCUCUGGACGAGGAUGCUUUAUCAUCAAACGCGACAUCAAAGAUGCUUUCCGCAAUAUCCCCGUCGCACCGGCCGACCGGCCUCUCCUAGCCUUUUCGUGGGAUAGCAAGACAUACAUGGAGUGUUGCCUUCCAUUUGGUCUUGCAACUGCACCCUUCAUCUUUAAUCUCUUUGCUGAGGGUCUCAACUGGCUUCUGACUGCCUACUUACCUGGGGCCUCUAUCGUCCAUUACCUUGACGAUUUUAUCACUGUUUUUCCUCCUUCUGUAGGAGAUGUUUCUCAGGCUAUCGCCGAGUUCAAUACCGUAUACAUUCCUCUUACAGAUGCACUAGGCAUCCCAAGGAAUAACACCAAAGACGCCGCGGGUACCGUGGUCAAUGUGCUUGGGAUCGAAAUCGACACAACACUUCUACAGGCCCGCAUGCCUCGCGAUAAGCUAACACGCGCAUCUUCUGAGGCCGCGUCGCUAUUACAGCAAAAUCGUGUUUCGCAUAAAGCCUUGCAACGUGUGAUCGGUUUCCUCCAACACUGCUCAAUGGUCAUUCGUCUUGGCAGACCCCGCCUCCAGUCGCUCUACAGCGACCUCGCAUCUUUCCCACCUCACCAGCGCUCUCUCCGCCGCCUAUCCCAUGAUAGCCGCGAGGACCUCGCGUGGUGGACGGACACAAUCCCGUUUUUCAACGGAAUCCAUUUCUUUAAGAAGAGCCGCCCCCUAGUUGCCCUCUACACAGACGCGUGUGACUCCGGUCUGGGCCUCUUCUUCUUUUUUGCGCCCUCACGGGACUCCGCCGGAGACUGGUUGUCUGCAGCACCUUACCUGCCUUCCACUCACGCCGCUAUUGUGGACGCCUCCUCCGUCUGCGCUAGCGAGGCCCACAUCAACACCAAGGAGGUUACCGCAAUUCUGCAGGCCUUCCUUCUACACAGCCUCCAUUGGGCUCAUCAUCGUGUCCUCGCUUUUACGGACAGUGCCGUCGCGUUCCAUGGCCUGUCUAAGCAGGCACUCCGCGGGCCGGCCCAUCGCCAACUGCUCAUGCUUUUCAGUAUAGCAGCCGCCCUUGACAUAGAAAUCCAGCCACACUGGCUACCUUCAUCAGAAAACCUACUAGCUGACGCAUUAUCCCGUUCCGACUAUGGUUCCAUCGCUGACAUUUGCCCACAGUGGACGAGCUCCUUUCCCUUGCUCCGCCAGCCUGGUUCUCCAGCCAGCCUAUUUUCGUGA